Miniopterus natalensis is the source of this 4730-nucleotide messenger RNA. Lineage: Eukaryota; Metazoa; Chordata; Mammalia; Chiroptera; Miniopteridae. The record is from RefSeq and is a predicted model, not a curated record.
CCUGACUGUCGCUUCACUUUCCAGGUAGUGGAAAGGAAACACUGAAGAAUAGGAUCUCAAGAUGAGCAAAAAGCCCCCAAAUCGUCCCGGAAUCACUUUUGAGAUUGGUGCUCGUUUGGAGGCGCUGGACUACUUACAAAAAUGGUAUCCAUCACGAAUUGAAAAAAUUGACUAUGAGGAGGGCAAGAUGUUGGUCCAUUUUGAGCGUUGGAGUCAUCGUUAUGAUGAGUGGAUUUACUGGGACAGCAACAGACUGCGACCCCUUGAGAGGCCUGCAUUGAGAAAAGAAGGCCUGAAAGAUGAGGAAGAUUUCUUUGAUUUUAAAGCCGGAGAAGAAGUUCUAGCUCGGUGGACAGACUGUCGCUAUUACCCUGCCAAGAUUGAAGCAAUUAACAAAGAAGGAACAUUCACAGUUCAGUUUUAUGAUGGAGUAAUUCGUUGUUUAAAAAGAAUGCACAUUAAAGCCAUGCCCGAGGAUGCUAAAGGGCAGGUGAAAUCCCAGCAUCCACUAAGCUGGUGUUGUCCUAUCGACCCAGCUGGAUCGUGUAACCAGUCUAUGGGAAGUGAGGAUUGGAUAGCUUUAGUGAAAGCAGCUGCUGCAGCUGCAGCCAAGAAUAAAACAGGGAACAAACCUCGAACCAGCGCUAACAGCAAUAAAGAUAAAGAGAAAGAUGAGAGGAAAUGGUUCAAAGUACCUUCAAAAAAGGAAGAAACUGCAGCUUCUGUAGCCACACCAGAAGUUGAGAAGAAGGAAGAUCUGCCCACAUCUAGUGAUACCUUUGGACUUCAUGUAGAGAACGUUCCAAAGAUGGUCUUUCCACAGCCAGAGAGCACAUUGUCAAACAAGAGGAAACAUAAUCAAGGCAGCUCAUUUCAGGCAAAGCGAGCUCGGCUUAACAAGAUCACUGGUUUGUUGGCAUCCAAAGCUGUUGGGGUGGAUGGUGCUGAAAAAAAGGAAGACCACAGUGAAACGGCUCCAAUGCUGGAGCAGGCGAUUUCACCUAAACCUCAAAGUCAGAAAAAAAAUGAAGCUGACAUUAGCAGUUCUGCCAACACUCAGAAACCUGCACUGUUAUCCUCAACUUUGUCUUCAGGGAAGGCUCGCAGCAAGAAAUGCAAACAUGAAUCUGGAGAUCCUUCUGGGUGUAUAAAGCCCCCUAAAUCACCACUUCCCCCAGAGUUAAUACAAGUCGAGGAUUUGACGCUUGUAUCUCAGCUUUCUUCUUCAGUGAUAAAUAAAACUAGUCCUCCACAGCCUGUGAACCCCCCUAGACCUUUCAAGCAUAGCGAGCGGAGAAGAAGAUCUCAGCGUUUAGCCACCUUGCCCAUGCCUGAUGAUUCUCUAGAAAAGGUUUCUCCUCCCUCUCCAGCCACUGAUGGGAAAGUAUUCUCCAUCAGUUCUCAAAAUCAGCAGGAGACUUCAGUACCAGAGGUGCCUGAUGUUGCACAUUUGUCAUUUGAGAAGCUGGGACCCUGUCUCCCUCUUGACUUAAGUCGUGGUUUGGAAGUUGCAGCACCGCUAGCUUCAGAUCCCUCUUACCAUAAUGAGUGUCCCAGGGCAGACAAGGUCGAUACACAGACGCUUACAAAUCCUUCUUCCAAAGCAGUAAGUGAUGGGAGAGGAGCUGCAACGGCAUCAGGAAUAUUGAAAACAGAAAAAAAAGUGAAAUUGGAAGAAAAAAGCUCAACAGCACUUGGUAAGAGAGAGAGAAAAGAGAAGGACCGAGAGAGGAGAGAGAAGAGAGACCGAGACCACUACAGACCGAAGCAGAAGAAGAAGAAGAAGAAGAAGAAGAAAGCCAGGCAGCACGACUAUUCAGACUAUGAGGACAGUUCCCUAGAAUUUUUGGAAAGGUGCUGUUCUCCGCUCACUCGAUCUUCGGGGACUUCUCUGGCUCUGCGAAGCAUGUUUACGGAGAAAAACACAACAUAUCAGUACCCAAGGGCGAUUCUGUCCGUGGACCUCAGUGGUGAAAACUUAACGGAUAUGGAAUUCCUAGAUGACUCUUCAACAGAGAGCUUGCUUCUAAGUGGGGAUGAGUACAACCAGGACUUUGACUCAACCAAUUUUGAGGACUCUCAGGACGAGGAUGAUGCUCUUAAUGAAAUCGUGCGGUGCAUUUGCGAGAUGGACGAGGAGAAUGGCUUCAUGAUCCAGUGUGACGAGUGUCUGUGCUGGCAGCACAGCGUGUGCCUGGGGCUGCUGGAGGAGAGCAUUCCGGAGCAGUACACCUGCUAUGUCUGCCGCGACCCUCCCGGUCAGCGGUGCAGUGCAAAAUACCGUUACGAUAAGGACUGGUUGAAUAAUGGGAGAAUGUGUGGGUUAUCAUUUGUAAAAGAAAAUUAUUCUCAUCUUAAUGCCAAAAAGAUAGUUUCCACGCAUCACCUUCUUGCCGACGUGUAUGGUGUCACAGAAGUGCUGCACGGACUACAGCUGAAGAUUGGCAUACUCAAGAAUAAACACCAUCCUGACCUUCAUCUCUGGGCCUGUUCUGGGAAGCGAAAAGACCAAGAUCAAGUGAUUGCUGGGGUAGAGAAAAAGAUAACAGUGCAAGAUGCGGUUAAUCUUGAAGAAAAGAAAUGUCAUGUGCAGAAUCAUAAGGAACCACCUCGUGUGCCCCUAAAAAUGGAAGGAACCUACAUUACAAGUGAGCACAGCUACCAGAAACCACAAAGCUUUGGUCAGGACUGCAGAGCUCUUGCAGACCCCGGGAGCUCAGAUGAUGAUGAUGUUAGUAGUCUCGAGGAAGAGCAAGAUAUCCGCGUGAGAGAGAGAAGCCGUGUACAGUACUCUGUAAAAGAAGAUGGAAUGCCUGCAAAGAAUACAGCUGAAAAGAAUACAGUAUUUGUUUAUAACGAUAAAAAGGGCUCUGAAGAUCCAGGAGAUGCACAUCUGCAGUGGCAGCUCAACCUCCUUACCCACAUAGAGAAUGUGCAGAAUGAAGUCACCAGCAGGAUGGACCUCAUAGAAAAAGAAGUUGACGUUCUGGAAAGCUGGCUUGAUUUCACAGGGGAGUUAGAGCCACCUGACCCUCUCACAAGAUUGCCCCAGCUUAAACGCCACAUCAAGCAGCUCCUCGUGGACAUGGGCAAAGUGCAGCAGAUAGCAACGCUAUGCUCUGUAUGACGGCAGCGAGAACCUGCAGGAAGGACGUGGCUCUCUUCAGUGCAAUGGGUUUAUUGCCCGCAUGACUGCUGGAUGGAGAGUUAAAAGCAUAGUGCGGUUUGGUCCUUUAUUGAUUUGAGACUAGGAUGGCACCUUGAAAAGGAAAAUGAAGAACAACUUUAUCAGGGAAGCAAAUAUGAAAAAAUUUAUGAGCAAGCUGCAAAUGAUACUGUAUUAGAUGCCAAGGAUCAGUGAAAGUAAUCUAUAUCAUCUAUGCUGAAGGAAUGAGUUGGCAGGAGUUUUGAGUAGUUGAUCACAUGAAACUCAGGAUACCAGUAGAAAGAAGUAUGGUGUGUUUAUAGUGUUUACUAGGGAGAUCCUCGUCUGUAAACCAGCAUUUGGCCAAAAACAAAGUUGUAGAGGAAACCUAGAUUCUGGAGAGUUCUGUAAGUUGCCGUCAAGACCUGUUUUUGCAGUUGAUGCAGCCACAUGGAAAUUGAGGGUGUUUAAACUGUUACAGGAUUGUGAGCUGUUUCUUAGGUGAACAAUGCCCGUAGUCAGAAAACAGUAGGAGUCCCACUUCUGAGGAGAGCAGUCGUGGAGCUGUUACGUCACUCUGAUCAUAUUCUAAAAACAAACGCCAAAUAAUCGGAGUUUAUUGUGGGCAUUAAGCUCAUUGAAAACAAAAUGGGUUGCAGAAGGGUCAGUGUGCCAAAUGAGGACAAUGCGGCUGGAAAAAGAAGUUUAGGUAUUGUGGGAGUUCCCUACAGUCUUACAUAGUGCCACCAGUCCCUCCGAAACGUGUGUGCCACGUAUAUGUGUGGUUAUAUGGUGGAUUGCAGUAUACAGGCUUCGGCGCACUGCUUGAUCCUGAGCGUGCUUGGUGUUUCCUUCAGAAGAACAGUUGUGAGUCCCUCACUGGGUCGAGGAGGCACAGGGCCAUCCAAACAGCCUGCGGCCGCGGAGUUUUAAACUGGUAGCGGAAUACUGGAAAGCUCCACUUCAGAAGAUGAAUUUUAUUUUUAGAAAUAAAUGAACUCAAAUCCUUUAGCUUUGGUCACAAAUGAACACAUUUCUGAAACCAAAGGCAACUAAGUUGCUGUGUCAGCUCUUGCUGGACUCCGAGCCGGGGUCCUGUCUGCAGUGCUCUGUGAGCUGCGUGCCCAGUGCUCCACACGGGUGCGGGCGUGCGGACGCUUGUUUGAAACAAACACGACGUACAUAUGUACAUAGCCCACACAUAUUUAUAUCUACACAUAUCUAGUUUUAUUACUGUAGACUAUAAGAAUUGGUGGUUAACAUGAAAUGUUACCUUUUAACAGACUGUUUUUAAAAAUUAAAAAUGUAUGUAUAGGUUUUGAAACUCUUUUAAAAAGGGGGAAAAAGACUGUUCAGAGGAGGCUGUUUGAUAACAUAACACUUGAAUAUUUUAUGCCUCGUUCUGUGUAUCAGUUCUAGGGAUCUGUAUAAAUGCAUUUAGAACUGGUAGACAGUAAACUUGAAUUUAUCUUUGAUAAGAAUUCAUGCCACUGUACAUUCAGAUAUUAUUUAAAUUUGCAAACACACUGUUCUAUAUGUAAGGUACUGUAUGUAAAACUUUAUUAAAACUAUUCCACGGACCUGA